Molecule: messenger RNA, 3810 nt
Organism: Lotus japonicus
Lineage: Eukaryota; Viridiplantae; Streptophyta; Magnoliopsida; Fabales; Fabaceae
Exons: 3
Coding region: 448-3636 (1062 amino acids)
Source: RefSeq, a predicted model, not a curated record
UUUUGGAUGAAUAUAAAACCCUCCCCCUCCACCUCCACCUCCACCUCCUCCUUCCUUACAUCCCCAGUAAUCUCCUGUUGAAACCCUCUCUCUCUCUCUCUCUCUCUCUCCAGUUCAGCGUAUUAAUACAUGGAUACUCCAUUGAUUGUGUGUGUCUGAGAGAGUGAAUGCAGAGUAUAAAUAGCUAUAACUGCGAGCGUAUCUCUCAAUUGCCCAAAGCCUUCAUCAACAAACGUAGCCGCAGUUCAACUCCGAUCGUCAUACUUAGGGUUUGGAUUCUGCUGUGUGCUCGCUGCUGCUCUAUCUUCAUCGUCUAGGGCUGAAUUUCACGGUGAAAAUUUUGCACCCUGUCUAGGUGUUCAAUUUGUGAAGAGGCAGAAGUUUCCUUGUCAUUGUGCUGUGUGACUGAGAGGACUUCAAUGUUUGGGUUUUGAUUUUGAUUCUCCCAUGGAGUGCAACAAGGACGAAGCUCUGAGGGCAAAGCAAAUAGCUGAAAAUAAAAUGCAAAGUGGUGACUUUGAAGGGGCAUUGAAGUUUGCUACGAAAGCCAAACGACUGUUUCCUGAGGUUCAGAACAUUGCUCAGAUUCUUACUGUUUGUGAGGUUCACUGUGCUGCACAGAACAAGCUCUCUGGGUCCAACAUGGACUGGUAUGAAAUUCUUCAGACUGAACGAUUUGCUGAUGAAGUUACUAUAAAGAAACAAUAUAGGAAGCUGGCACUGCUGCUUCAUCCGGAUAAAAAUAAGUCUGCCGGGGCAGAGGCUGCUUUCAAGUUGAUUGGGGAAGCUAAUAGAACUUUGAGUGACCAAACAAAGCGUUUUGCAUAUGAUUCAAGGAUCAGAGGCCUUGUGGGAACAACUGUACCUCCGAGUCAGCGGUUUUGGACAUAUUGCCCACACUGUACUACUAGGUAUCAGUACAGCAAAACUGCUUUGAAUGUUACGAUGCGAUGCCGACAAUGUAUGGAGUCCUUUACAGCUCAUGAUAUGGGAGACCCGAGUGCAUCACCAUGGCCACCAUCUACUAACCAUAAGGAGCCUUCGAAGCAUGUGCCACCAAAAGAAGCAUCAAAAAAUAAUGGGGGAAAACCUUCUGUUAGAGGACCGAUGGAUAAGUUUGUGCGGUCUUCUCCUGUGUCUAUGUCGAAAUGUACUGCUGGAGUUGGUGUCUCUCACAAAGUUGAAACGAGCCAUGUGACUGCAGGAUUGACAAAGGCUAGUGUUGGAACUUCCAAACCUGGUACAUCCAAAGCCAAGGAAUCCCAAACCCCGAAAAAUGUUGGAAGUAAGAGAGCAAGGCAGUCAGCAUCAGAUUCGAGAGAUGAUCGCAAGGCUGAAAAUGUUAAUGGCAUGAAAGAUACCAAUGUUCAAGAAAACGGUGCUGAUCCUUCUGGGCUUGAUGCAGGAGUUCAUCAUAGAAAAUCUUCCAGGAAAAAACAGCGUGUUUCGUACACAGCUGAAGGUGGUGAUAGUCAGAGUUCUUCCAAAAGGUCACGGCUACAUGAAUCAUUUAAUAUCGGUGAAGUUGGGAGAAAAGAAGUGCCUGCUAAUGGUGGGUUGUUCAGUAAUAGGAAUCCAGCUAGUUUCACUGCAGGCGUGGCUGGUCAGAAUGGAGAGAUGAGAAAUGAAGUAAGUGCCCCACCUGAAGAAUCAGUUUUAAAGAAUAAAAGGAAAAUUGAGCAGUCCAAUUUGCAAAUAAAGGAGGGAUCCAAGUCAGAUGUUGAUGAUAGAAAGCCCAAAGCUGACAGAUGUUCUCCACCUAAUUCAAAUUCGCCUUCCAAUGUUGAGAUCUCCUGCCCUGAUCCAGAUUUCAGUGAUUUUGAGAAGGAUAGGGCGGAGGAUUGUUUUGCUGCUAGUCAAUUCUGGGCUAUUUUUGAUGAUAUUGAUAGUAUGCCAAGAUUCUAUGCUCUUAUCCGGAAAGUCUACUCACCUUUCAAGUUGCACUUUACUUGGCUUGAAGCUGACUCAGAUGAUCAAGGUGAGAUUGAUUGGCAUGAUGCAGGUUUACCUGUUGCCUGUGGUAAGUACAAACUUGGUAAAUCUCAGAGAACUACAGAUCGUGCUAUGUUCUCUCACCAGAUCCGCUGCAUAGAAAGAAGCGACAUAGGUUCUUAUCUGGUUUAUCCCAAGAGGGGAGAGACUUGGGCUAUUUUCAGUGAUUGGGAUAUUGGAUGGAGCUCUAAUCCAGAAAAUCAUUCUGAAUAUCAAUUUGAGUAUGUGGAAGUCGUAUCUGAUUUUGAUGAGAAUAUUGGUAUUCGAGUUUCUUAUCUUGGCAAAGUGAAAGGGUUUGUUAGUCUCUUUCAGGAAUCUGUGCAGAACGGACUUAGGUUAUUUUGCAUUCCACCUAACAAGCUUUACAGGUUUUCACAUCGGAUUCCAUCAUAUAAGAUGGAUGGUAAUGAAAGGGAAGGUGUUCCAAGAGGAUCUUUUGAACUUGAUCCUGCUGGUCUUCCUCUUAGUCUUUUUGAAGCAGGUGAUUCUGGUUAUGCGAAGAUGGAGUCUGGAGUGCUAAACAAUGGAGUCAAUGCUUCAAGUCACAAAUCUUCCAUGUCUGAAGCUGAACAGGCAAUGUCUAAUGAGGGUACUCACAAAGCAAAGUUGCGGGAGAGUAAUGCUGCUGGAAGAGUCUCGCAAAUCCUUAGAAAAUCACCAAGGUCAAAUGUAAAAAGUAUGAAUAAUGUUCAAGGUAGCACUAGUCAGAAUAUGGUAAGAGAGAAUGACAAAGACAUUGGCCACAGGGACUACAGUCAACCGGAGGGAUUCCAGACUCAUGACAAAACUCCACUAAAACAUGAUACAAAUAAUCAUGGUAAUGAGACAUUGAAAGUUCGAAGGUCAACAAGAGCUUUGAGCAAGAAAACUCAUUUAGGGGAUGCAGGUGAUUGUUCAGACACUGAUAAAAACAUGAAGGACUCCGUAUUUUCUGAGCCAGAUGGAAGUGAUCGUGCAUUUUCGAAAAAAGAUUGCAGUGUGGGAGCAUCUUGUUAUGACUUCAAGAAGGAAAAAUCUAGGGAGAUGCUUCAGUGUGAUCAGAUAUGGGCAAUCUAUGGUGAUCGGGAUAAUAUGCCCCAUUAUUAUGCUCAAAUUAAGAAGAUUGAAUCCACCCCUCUCUUUAGAUUGCAUGUGUCUGAACUUGAACCAUGUUUGCCACCUAAAGAGUUAAAACGAACAGUAUCUUGUGGUACCUUCAAAGUUAAAAAAGCCAAAUCACAGGUUCUUUAUGUCUCUGCAUUCUCUCACCAACUAGAAGUGGAGCCCAUGUCAGAUAACAAAUAUGAAAUUUACCCUAGAAAAGGUCAGAUUUGGGCUCUGUACAAGGAUCAGAACUAUGAAGUGACUUCUUCAGGCCAGGGCAGAGGUGAAUGUCAUAUUGUAGAAGUAUUAGCAGAUAGUGACAGGAGUAUAGAAGUUGUCGUUCUGAAGCCUCUCUCUCUCAACAGCUCUCAGCCAAUUUUCAAGGCUCCUAGAAUCCAGAGAUCUAAGACUGGUAUAUAUGAGAUAUCAAGAGAAGAGGUUAGUAGAUUUUCACAUCAGAUUCCUGCUUUUCAGCACACCGGGGAAGGCGAUCUCCAUCUCAGAGGCUGUUGGGUGCUGGAUCCUUCUUCAGUUCCUGGUUUUGUCAUUCAAGUAGACUGAAGUAUAGCCUUUUUAUUCUCUCUAGACCUCUUUUUAAUUUAAUUCUGAACUCAUGUUUUCUAUUGACUUCUGUGAUUAACCAGCUAUUCUAAGAAUGUAGGGAAAGAUGUUAAAGGGAUUUCCUCAUUCCAUAUUUUGGCAAUUUAUAUAUACUUAAAUUGUUAAAGCUGCUGA